ACAAUAGUGUGAGCGCAACGGAGAGUAUGAAAAAUUAACUCCAAUUGACUCUUUGCACAUUUAAUUACCAAUUGAAUAACUUAAGAGUAUGUCUGAAGCAACAUUUUUUGGAGAUAUAGCAUCGAAAAUAGAUGUGAAAUUAAAAUCGGCAUUGUGUUGCAAGAACCACUGAAAUAGUUAGUUGUGUAAAGGUAGAGACCUAAGCUACUAGUAAAACUAAUCACAAGUAGUGGAAAAACUUUUUGAAUUUGAGCUAUCGUAUUUUCUAUUAUUACAACCCCUGAUGGUAGGUCAGGUCAUUGACUUUACGAAAAAGAAAAACGUCAUUCAACUAAUCAUCCCGCUAGUAUUCCAUUAUUUCGUUUUCUUUACGAAAAUUCUUUUUGUUGUUUUUAUUGUGGUGUGUGGUGAUAAUCUUGAGAAUAGUAGACUCAGUUGGAUGCUGUGAAAGUAAUUCAUUACACAAGGACACAAUUUUGAAAGCGAACUCACGAAUGUGUUUUUGAGCUACAAGCUUCGUAACGGGUAAUUUCGACAAGUGUAGAGUUUGUAUCCGAGCCGAAGACGACGUCAUGCGUUUGAAAUUUUGCUUGAACUGUGUCAUUCUAUUAUCGGUCAUGCAAACGUCGUUCGGAUGGCGUCAAUUCUGGAAAGGUCGCCGUACCGGCGGCAAUGUCCGUGUAGCGACUGCUGGUAAUGUGCCAAGGUUUUGGUUUGCACCAAUCACAGAGUGGUUUGACCAAUUGCUAGACCAUUUUAAUACGACAAAUACGGCGACGUGGAAACAGCGUUUCUAUACAAAUAAUGCGUACUACAAGCCGGAAGGACCUGUCUUUUUGAUGAUUGGCGGCGAAGGAGCGGCAACAAGUGACUGGAUGACUGACGGAGCAUGGGUGCCUUAUGCUAAGGAACACAAAGCACUCUGUUUUCUACUGGAACAUCGUUUUUAUGGACUCAGUCAACCGACAGAAGAUUUGUCCACCGAAAAUCUUGUGUACCUGUCAUCCGAACAGGCAUUGGCCGACCUUGCCUAUUUCAUCAUAGCCAUGAAAAAGAAAUUCAACUUGAAUCAUGAUACGAAAUGGAUAGCAUUUGGUGGAUCGUAUCCAGGAUCGUUAGCUGCAUGGCUUCGUUUGAAAUACCCGCACCUAGUUCAUGGCUCCAUCAGUUCAAGUGGACCUCUUCAAGCUAAAGCUGAUUUUAAAGAAUAUUUUGAGGUUGUGAAGGAUUCUCUGGGUAGUCAUUCUGACGAUUGUGUAACGGCUGUUCGAAAAUCCAUACAGCAGGUGGAAAUUCUUCUUAAGCACAGAAUUGGAAGGACCAGUCUCAAUGAUAAGUUCGAACUUUGUGACCCAGUCGAGAAUUCAAUUGAAAAUCCACUGGAUCUUUCUACUCUCUUCGAGUCGUUAGCUAGUAAUUUCGCCCGAGUCGUUCAGUACAAUGACGACUUCAGGCAUGACAAUGCUGAAAAUGAUCCCAUGGACAUUGACGACGUCUGCCGAAUAAUGGUCAAUUCAACCAUUGGUACCCCAGUUGAUCGUCUAGCCGAAGUUAACAGACUUCUAUUGAUGGAAUCAGGGUAUACGUGUCUGGAGUACAAAUACGAUAAAAUGCUCGAUGAAAUGAGGAAUACGUCGUGGGAAGGAGAUGCUGCAUAUCUCGGCGACAGACAAUGGACAUAUCAAACGUGCACAGAAUUCGGAUUUUAUCAAACUUCCGGUGAUAAAAGUUUGCUGUUUGGCAAUCGAUUUCCAUUAGAGUUUUUCAUUGAGCAAUGCAAGGACAUUUUCGGGAAACAAUUCGACGGCAAGUUCCUCGACAAGGCAAUAUUUCGAUGCAACACAAAUUACGGAGCUCUGGAUGCAGAAACGACAAAUGUAAUCUACAUUCAUGGUUCUAUUGAUCCGUGGCAUGCGCUGGGAUUGACAAAAGCUGUUAACUCCCAAAUGCCAGUUAUUUACAUAAAUGGUACUGCACACUGUGCUAAUAUGUACGAUCCAGCAGACAACGAUCUGCCGCAAUUGAAGGCUGCUCGAGUUGAGAUUAAUAAAUUUAUUAAAAAUUUGAUUCAAUCAUAAGAAUGUAAAGCGGAUAUGCCAAAUUGAGAGAAAUAAAUUUUCCGAGAUUAUUUCGACAAAGUUCCUUUUAUCUGAUCCCCAGUCUUGUUGAUGGUCAUUUUGAUUUCGAUGGGUUUUUCGAUUGGUUUGGGUUUUGGUGGCGCCUUUGAUGAUCCUUUCUUCUU
Bradysia coprophila is the source of this 2242-nucleotide messenger RNA. RefSeq names its product putative serine protease K12H4.7. Gene Ontology annotation, molecular function: serine-type exopeptidase activity; dipeptidyl-peptidase activity. Gene Ontology annotation, biological process: proteolysis. The record is from RefSeq and is a predicted model, not a curated record. Lineage: Eukaryota; Metazoa; Arthropoda; Insecta; Diptera; Sciaridae.